GGGUUCAAAGUUCAGAUACAGUGGAAGGACCCAGGCCCAGACACGGCAGGCCAGUGCUCUGAUCGAUCGGCCUGCUCCCCACUUUCAGCGAUCCACUAGCAAGAGCUACCUUCUUUCUCGCAGUCUAGACGGAGAAUUUUCUCAACCGGUGUCCACGCUGGGUGAAAUACAUGAUUGUCUGUAUCAGAAGAGUGAGAGUGAGCAGUCGCAGUUUAUUUCUGGAGAUGAAAGCUGAUCCUGACCUCAGUCUGGAUCAAGACCAGGAGCAGGAACAAGAGAAAGACCAUAACAACAGUGGAGAAUCUGUUACAACCCCUACAAGAAAAAAGGACAUUAAGGACUCAACCCCUCUACACAAGCAGGAGUUUCUAGACAAAUCAGAAGAUGUUCUCUUGAAGCACCAAGCCAGCAUUAAUGAGCUAAAGAGGGCCCUGAGGGAGCCUAACAGUAAACUGAUGAACCGAGAAAAGCGUCUGUCAGGAACGUCCCUAGGCAGCACUCCAGAGAAGAAGGCAGAGGCUGUUGGUGCAGAGGGCUCUGAGGAAUGGGUGUUGAUCGACUAUGAAAUGGAGGAGAAAGGAAAGUACAAAGUUGGUACACCUCAACCUCCUCUGGUCAUUGAUCCCCUUCCAAAGAAAAAUGAGACAGAAAAACAACAGGAAAUCAACAAGAUGAUGCACAUUGAGCUAAAGAGAGAUGACAGUGAUGAAACACAACUGCAGAUGGAGACUUCUGCAACCUCAAAAAUAUCACCAGUUGAAAAGUCAAGUGAGUCUAAGGAAAAUAUUAUCACAAGAGAAGAUGCCACAACUAAAAUUAAAUCUAAAUUGUCUCAUGAUACAUCAGAAACAGAGCCUACACGACCUGCUGAGUCUAGACCUAAGAACAAGAAGACCGCAAUGCUGGAUGUCAUGGAGGAGCGUUCUCAACAUGAAGUCAGAAGAGAGAAAACACCUCAAAGUUUAAACUUGGGGAAGUCGAGGGACUUUUUGUAUGAGACAGAAGCCAAAAGUUCAAACAUCACAGACAAUAGUGUAGAGUCUGAUGAGGACAACAAUACUGAACUUAUAGAGGAGAUUGUGGUCUGUCAUCCUGAAGAUUUCAGCAUAACAACAAACACAUGGUCUUCAUCUAUAGCUGAAAAGCUAAAUCAGCCAGCCACAAAUACGUAUGCUGAAACACUGCUUGAAGAAAAAGCAGAGUUUCACAGAGUAAUGGAAAAAGACUUUCAGAUUCCUAAUCAGAGAGCAGCAAGAUCUGAUAUGGCAAGAACAUUUACAGAAGGUCAAGAGAAGUUAUCCACCGAAGUAAAGAUUAUGAACACUGAAGACAAACAAGAAAACCAAGAUUCAGUCACUGGCCCUGGCAAAGGUGAGUUGAAAAGUGUCAAGACUGGUAUCAGAUUUGAAGUCUUGAAAGUCAUUAUGAUUGAUAAUAGUGACAACAAAGAGGAGUCUGGGAAUACAAACAAGAAAAAAAUGGAAGAGUUGGGUCUAGAGAAGAAGAUAAGCAAUUUUGAACUGGAGGAAUCUGCAGAGAUCCAACUAGCCAUGGAAUUGAGAAAGACCAGCAAGAUUGUAACUGGUCAUGUGAGAUCAGAUGUUGGAACAAGAAUGGUUCCAUUGAAACCUGAGAGUGUGAUGAGCCAAGGCUACAAAGAUGACCAAGAUAUUGGACAAGGCUCUGAAUUAAUGAAAAAAAACUUUAAAAGAUACAGUAUGAAUGAAUCUUUUGUGAGACACUUUGACCCCUGUACGUUCAAGAACAGAGACACUAGCUAUUCCCAUGCAAACUCUACCACAAGUUCAGUAAAAGCUAAUACAAGUCAGGAGGAAUCAUCUUUAGCUUUUAUGGACAUCUAUAAGUGCUCUAAACAACAAGCAUUAAAGGGUUUUGAGAGUUCACCACAAGAAAGUGUUAAACAGAAUGAAGACACUACAAAACAUACCAGCAGAACAGUCCAUAGAGAUCUUCUGUGCACUGAUGAGGGAAUUUCAGAUGUCCAACUUCAUUUCAACUGGGCCCCAGUCAACCAAAAAAGUGCCCCUCCAAUGCCUCCUGUCAAAACAAUGAAAGCAAGAGAAUCAGGUCUCUUUCUGCGCAAUAGCCACAAUUUCAGCAAAGACCCGACUGUUGAAUCUGACAAUAAGAAUCUUCCGGAGCCCAUUACUUCUACUCUUGAAGACCCACAAUGUGAUGUUAAGCCCCCUGUUUCCAAGAAAGACCCCAGUGCAGUGAGUGCAGCACAGAUGUUGCGAAAAGGGGAUUUUAAAAUGGAACUGCAUUCUAAUGGUUCUGAUGUUCCUGUCGAAGACAUCUCUGAUCAUGUAAGGUCGAACAGUCUAGGAAGAGAAUUUGUUACUUCUCCUCUCACAGUCACUACGGAAAACAUUGCUUCAGCCACCACAACUCAGGUGACCAAGACAGUAAAAGGGGGUUAUGCAGAGACCAGGAUUGAAAAAAGGAUCAUUAUAACAGGAGAUGAUGAUGUGGAUCAACAUCAGGCUCUAGCCAUGGCAAUACAGGAGGCCAAACAACAGCACCCUGAUAUGCUGGUGACUAAGGCCAUAGUGGUCAGGGAAACAGACUCUUCGUCUGACGAGAAACAUCAAACAUAUGAGUCUUGAUCACUAGAGGGUGCUGUUUGGAACAUGGACAGAAGAUCAGCUCUGAUUCUGAUAUGUGUGUGUGUGUGUGUGUGUGUGUAUAUAUAUAUAU
Messenger RNA from Megalobrama amblycephala (Wuchang bream), 2718 nucleotides. RefSeq lists its product as uncharacterized. Gene Ontology annotation, molecular function: structural molecule activity; actin binding. The record is from RefSeq and is a predicted model, not a curated record. Bases 171 to 2627 code for a protein of 818 amino acids. The transcript has 12 exons. Lineage: Eukaryota; Metazoa; Chordata; Actinopteri; Cypriniformes; Xenocyprididae. Gene Ontology annotation, biological process: cortical actin cytoskeleton organization. Gene Ontology annotation, cellular component: cytoskeleton; plasma membrane.